AUACCUACCUACCAAACUUGUGUCCGCGUGUUUGAUACUAACUACCUAUAUCAGUUUGUGUGUGCAAAUAAUUUUAGUUAGUAACUUUAUUUGGGAAUUUCAGUGAUAUUAAAGUAGUUCAAUGUCAUAUCUAACUGUGUAUAAGUACACUACUGCUCGAAGAUAGGUACUUAAAUAAAAAAGUCCUCGCAUUUUGAACAUCUAUUUCAAAUCACUUAUUUGAUAUAUAGCGAAAUACCGAAAUGGACAAGGUUAUAAAGGUACAUAUAGUCUGUUGAUAUCUGGAAUAUAUUGAUUUUAAAGACGAGAUAGACUUAAUGAAAGUAGGUAAAUUAUGGAAGCGACGAGCAUGGAUGAUAGAAAAAGAUACAAUGGGAUGGAAAAAUACUUACAACGCGUCAGUGGGACUUACGUAUCUGUUCCCAAACACGUGAAAACGAAAAACAACAGAAUACUGAAAAAGGUACUUGAGAUUCUAAUACAGAAAAUGAAAAAUACUGACACGCGCUUCAAUCAACUUUACCAAAAAUUAUUUUUCGGGGGCAGUUACUACGACGGUUUGAAAGUUGGAACCCCGGACGAGUACGACAUAGACCUAUUGUUGCAGUUUCCGUCGACACAUGGAAUCGAAAUACGCACCGGUAAAGUACCUGGUUACGUGAAUUUGUACUUGAAAAACAUAACAGGUUUUGAGAAAUUUUGUGACAUUGAUGAAAAAGGGAAUUUGUACCUAGAUACAAAGAAAGUUUUAUCUUGGAUGGAGAGCGUCAUUACCAGAGCUUUUGAAGAGUUCGAGAAGAUCGACUCUUGGUAUAUUCUUGGGAAACGUGAAAAACUGCAUGUGAGAUACCAUAAGACUGAUGGUCCAGCAUUUACCCUGGUAAUAAAAGUAAACGAUGGAAAAGAAAUGAAUGUAGAUUUAGUUCCUUGUUUUUUAUUUGAAGGAGACAAAUGGCCAGCUGGUUUUAAGAAGUAUAAAAAAGAAAACGGAAAAAUUCUGUAUGAUUUUUUUGUUGUGCCAAAGCAUCCAAAAAAUGUCACAGUUAAUAUCAGCAAGUAUUGGCGACUAUCUUUCCAGAUACAGGAAAGGCAUUUUAUACAUAACAAAGGACGCUUAAAACCAACACUGAAGUUAUUGAAGAAAUUGAGAGAUGCACAGCAACACAAGAAACUGUAUAGUUAUUUUUUAAAGACAGUGGCUUUAUGGGAAGUUUUAAAAAACCCGGAACCAUUUUGGAUUAAGAAUUCGUUGAGUUUUGUCUUUAUGCACCUCUUGAAAGAAUGUCAAAAAUAUUUGGAAAAUGAGAAAAUACUGUAUUUCUGGACAGUCGCAGAGUUUAAUCUGUUAGAAACAGUUAAGGUAGAUUGGAGUAACAUUAGUAACAGAUUACGUUUUAUUAUCAAUAAAAUUGAGAGAAACCUACCAGACAAUCCAGAUGUAAUACUAGAAUUUAUUUUAACACCCGACGAGCUAGCUGAAUUAUAUCCCAAAGCUACAUUCCCGACUGUCGAAGAAGAAGCAGGAUCAUCAUGCAUAUUACUAUAAAUCUAUUACUAAAUUUGUGUUACUUUUUUUUACAUGCAUUAUGUUAUUGGACUUGUGUAUUGUAGUGUAUUCCAAUUUUAAUUCAAUCUGUAGUUUUUUUUAAGAAAUAAUCGUAAUGUAACGUUGUGUAUAAAACUUGUUAUAUAAAAGAUAUAAACGUGUUUUUUAAAUUUGUACAUAUGUAAAAGUUUAAUAAAG
This is a messenger RNA of Anoplophora glabripennis (Asian longhorned beetle), 1744 nucleotides long. Its product is annotated as cyclic GMP-AMP synthase. The record is from RefSeq and is a predicted model, not a curated record. Bases 335 to 1546 code for a protein of 403 amino acids. Lineage: Eukaryota; Metazoa; Arthropoda; Insecta; Coleoptera; Cerambycidae. The transcript has 10 exons.